Molecule: messenger RNA, 1368 nt
Organism: Xenopus laevis (African clawed frog)
Lineage: Eukaryota; Metazoa; Chordata; Amphibia; Anura; Pipidae
Product: targeting protein for Xklp2-B-like
Exons: 4
Coding region: 282-956 (224 amino acids)
Source: RefSeq, a predicted model, not a curated record
UCUCUGCUUUUGAUUUUUUCUUUCCUCUUUCUGUCCCAUGUUUUUUAACACACUCCCUCUUCAUAUAGGUUCUGCUAUGCCAUUAUUUAUCCAUCUGUACCCUAUUUUUUUUCCUUUAGAUAAAGCAGCGUUUUUACAUAUAUUUUGUUUUAUGUUUUGAAACCUGUAAUGUUUAAGGGGUUGUUUCCUUUCAAUACAGUGAAAUCCGAUUUCUGCUAUGCCAUGUUAUCUUGCUUUUCUCACCUAUCCUCAUUUCUCCCUCCAACAGAUCAACCAGGCUCAUGUCCAGGAAGCUGUGCAAACUAAAGGGGAGUAGGAAUGUGCUGGUGAAGCCUAAAAUUGCAGAACAGCAAGAGCUUGAGAAGAUACAAGAACUUCAAAAGAAUCUCAAGAAAAAUGAGCAUUCCAUGAAAGCUGCCAUAACUAGAGCAGGUCAGUCUUUGAAUAAUGGUGACCCUCCAGUCACAAAACCAGUGGAUUUUCUCUGUAAAACCAAUGAUCAACUUGAGCAUGGUUCCAAUCAACCUGAGAGAAAUGACUGUAACAUGGUGAAAUUUGUUGCAUCACUAAGGAGACACCAAUCGCUAUCGGUUCAGAUUCCUAAACGAGGAUACACAAUCCCAAAACCCUUCAACCUGUCACAGGGAAAAAAACGAAAGCAUGAGGAGGCUUUGGAAUCCAGUGCUGAAAAGGUUAUAUCUUUCUCCAAAAGAACUCCCGCACCUUAUUGCCUGCAUGGCCACCAGAGGGAGCUCGAGGAAGAGGAGGUGCCUGUUAUCAAAGCCACUCGUACGCCACAUUACAGGGUCCUAUUUAAACCCAAACUUUUAGAAAAGAGACAAGUGGAUCAUAGGCGGAGGGUGACUUUUGAGUUUGGGAAGGCUAACCAAAGAUCAGCAAAAAAAAUUUCACCUACCGGAGGUGCAGGCCUUCAGAGCAGUUGGGGGAAACAAUAGCAUUUUUUAAAGCAAAGUCCCCUAUAGAGUGCUAUAGUCACCUUAUUAAGAAAAUGUGUGUGCCCCAAUGAGGCCUUCCAUACCAGGAGGUCCCUCCCAGUGAACAAGCCACAGUGCUUGAUAGAUUUCUUAAAAGAGAACUGAACCCUAAAACAAAAUAUGGCUAAAAAUGCCAUAUUUUAUAUGCUGAACUUAUUGAACCAGCCUAAAAGUUCAGCAUCUCUAUAGCAGUGAUUUCAAACUUGUCACAGGAACUCCCUAUCUUUGAUUUUGUUAAAAGUCUUUUACACGCACAUGCUCAGUGAGCUUUGAGCAGCUGUUUAGAAGCUAAACGUAGGAGUUUUCACAAAUCAGAAAAUAGGUAAGACUGUUAACUGAUAUUACGAAGCUGGUGAAUAAAUUAUGAUGCUAA